Messenger RNA from Fonsecaea erecta, 552 nucleotides. RefSeq lists its product as hypothetical. The record is from RefSeq and is a predicted model, not a curated record. Lineage: Eukaryota; Fungi; Ascomycota; Eurotiomycetes; Chaetothyriales; Herpotrichiellaceae. Bases 1 to 552 code for a protein of 183 amino acids. The transcript has a single exon.
AUGACGAGUCGACUUCUAACACAUUUCAGAAAGAAGAAGGCCAAAGUCGGCAACAGGCCAAUCGUCUGGAACCCUGCAGAGCUGCAAGAUAUAUUUUUCGACACAAUUCAGUUCAACUCCAGAACUCCAGUUGAGAUAUUUGUUGAUGCUCGGGAUGAACGUAAGGAAGAAGAAGUCCGCACCAUCAUCGCCACCUUUGAAGGAUGUGCAGCCGCAACGGUGGGGAAGGGCUCUCAAAAUCUCAAGAUCUGUUGGUCUGGUCGACACGACCCUCAUAUCAGCAUCGAAAACGGAUUUGAGAUCAGAGUUGAGCUUGAGAACCUUGGAGAUAUAUCCUUUACGUUCAACGCCAUAUGGCCAGAUCGAACCGCCAACAAUCAUUUCAACCUUUGUUCCUCUGGGCAGUCCUGGUGUUCCACAGGAUAUAUAGACUCGCCGAUAAAGGUCUUCCCGUCGCCCGAAUCGAGAAAGUCAUCCAUGACCUUUCAUCAGAGCUUGCUAAGCUCUACUCGGAGAAAUUCUCGACCCUCGACCCUGAAUUGGCAGAGGUAA